UCUCGCUUGAGUACACCGACAUGGCGGAGCUGUUGAAAAUAAAACGCGAAUUUGAAGAGUUCCAAAAGGAAUACUACUAUACAAACAGAGAAGCUGAUGAGAACAGAGAGAAGGAGAACCAGGCCGUCACCCAGAUCCAGAGCUGGUUCAGAGGCUGCAAGGUGCGGGCUUACCUCAGCCAUCUGCACAAGAAGGCAAUCAUUAUACAGAAGAUAUGGCGGGGCUUCACAGCAAGGGCACGUGUCAGACAAAUGGUGAAGGCGGCAUAUUUUAUCAUGAAGAUGAAUUUCUACGAGGAGAUGGCGGUCAGGAUCCAGCGGACAUGGAGAGGAUUCUUUGUGAGGAAGUAUAUCCAUAACUUCUAUGCACGAAAAAAGUAUAUGGAAGGACUUGUCAUGAAAAAUGAACUAGUCAGGAGGGAGCUUGAUCAGCUGGAAGAUCUCCAGAAAAGGGAGAGAGACUGUCUGGAUAUGGUGAAAGAGCACACUGCCAAAGUCUAUCAAGCUCAUCGGUUACAUCAUCUCCUUAGUACAAAGCAGUGCCCAGGGGUCUUCAACUCUCCAUUCAGGCCAGCUCCUCAUGAGAUGGAGCUGCUGCUGAGGCAGCAGGUCAAGUACCAGGCCCCCACCAGGCUGGCCUCCAGGGGCAAGGCUUGUCUCUUGGGCAUCCCAAGCUCAACAAGCUCUAGUUUCCCUGUGACUCUUGGAUCCCCAUUGAUCAAAACCUCUAGAACUUAUAGCUCCAGGCCCAUACUGCCUCCCAUUGCCAACAAGACACAGCAGGGUCUUUACAGAGAAGCAGGAGAGGCUUGGGAGCAGCGCUUGCAUUGUCGUGAAUUGAUGUUAUGUCUGCAGACCUCUUACAUGCACCUAGAGGAGGCCCAGAAUCAGCUACGUGAACUCGAGCCAGUGAGACUUAGAGGAACAGGAAGUACACUUCACCAUUUGAGCCACAGCAGCAGUUCAUUUCCUCAUCCAGCCCAUACCGGCAAGAGCUUCAGAUGAUUAAUAUACACUGGUUAUCAGAGGAGUUUUACCCAGUGGAUGAAGACAUUACCCAGGGAUUCAACUGCACAUAAAAAAUGCUUUUUGCAUCACAAGGUAUUAUGCUUGUCAAUGAAAACGACACCAAAGACAAAACCCAGUUUAAUCAAUUGCAACUGCGUUCUCCCCUAAUUGUUCCCUGACUUUUCCACUAUGCACAUCGGAGCGUCACUGAAAUGUAAUCCACCCCAAUAAAAAUCUUUAGUGGGAAAAAGUAACAGUUUGUAAACUCAGUAAAUUUAGAGCAAAGGUCAUUAGCACACACAACAAAAAAGAUGUGGUUGAGUUAAAAGUACAAAGACCUCCACUGACACCAAAGCAGCUAUCUUUACUCAUCAGGUCCAUUACAUGCAGCAGCUAUUUAUAUCAAAAAUACAAAGAGGAUUGAUAGAUAUAAGCACACAAGCACUUACGUAUAGCGAAAGUAAGAAAUACAGGCUCUGUAAGUCAGGCUUUUUCCAUGUAUUUUUGCUUACAACACCAAACUUUACCGGGCUGCCUGAAGUCUGUAUUACUCACACAUAACAUAUUCAAAAUACAUCUUGUACAUAUGUGAAGUACUCUACGUGUGUUUGUAUGUUUGUAUGUAUUGGCACUUGGGGCUAAUGGGUAGGGGGUGGGGGGUAGACUAAGGGUCCAGAUGGUUGGAAAGAUAGAUGUAGAGAUAGAUAAAGACAAAGAAAGAGGGAACAAAGGAAAGGCAGAAGAACACACUGUUUAUCAUUCAGGAGACUCUCCCCAAUGGUCACUGCUCAGCUAGCACACAUACAUACACACAGGUAUGUGUUGGUCUUAAUCCUAUUGUGUAGCAGUGACCAGAGUGUGGGAGUCUCAUCACCUGUCUCCUCUCCCCCUCUCACAUACACACACACAGUGAUGGAGUAUAAUCCUGUCAGUAACUGUGAUGGAAUUUAGAG
Molecule: messenger RNA, 1960 nt
Organism: Maylandia zebra (zebra mbuna)
Lineage: Eukaryota; Metazoa; Chordata; Actinopteri; Cichliformes; Cichlidae
Gene: spata17
Product: spermatogenesis associated 17
Molecular function (GO): protein binding
Source: RefSeq, a predicted model, not a curated record